AUGGCGGCAAGGCUGCUGACGUUACUGUCUUGUAUGAGGAACAAAAACAGCAACUUAUCAUCGGACGACGAAGAAAAAUGCGCGAAAGCAGUAUCGGAAGCAAAGGCCUUAUUCACGGUGACCGGAAUGACCUGUUCCGCCUGCUCCGGCGCGGUGGAGACUGCCAUCAGACGCCUUCCGGGGAUCAACGAGGCGGCGGUCGACGUCCUCAACCACCGCGCGCUAGUCGUUUUUUGUCCGGCUUUCGUUAAUGUGGAAAACAUCCGUGAGGCGAUCGAGGAUGCAGGGUUCGAUGCCGAAUUGAUCGAGGAGGACAUAAACGAGACAAGCGCUCAACUAGUUAGUCGAAUACAUGUACAAGGCCUUAACUGUAUCUCAUGUGCAACGACCAUAGAACACCGUUUAUCGGCCGUGCAUGGCGUACAAAAGGCACUAGUCGUAUUACUCGACAAACAAGUCCACGUACACUAUGACCCGAAAAUCUUGACCUGCAACCAAAUCUUGGAAGAAGUCCACGAAAUCGGAUUUGAAGGCGAAAUCAUCAGCAGUGGAGAAAAUAGCAGCAAAGUACAACUCAAAGUUGAAGCACUACAAACCGAAAAUUCAAUCGCCAUAGUUACAAACUCUCUCAAGUCACUGCCAGGUGUUCAAGAAGUCAACUUUGAAACAAAGCUUCAAAAGUUGUCGAUUUUGUACGAACCCGGUUUGACGGGCCCCAGAGACUUUAUCCGAACCAUUCAGUCGUGCGGGUUUAACGCAACAAUGUUUUCCAAAAGAGAAGGACAGGAAGCUCGUCGAGAGGACGAGAUCAAACAGUACUACAGAUGCUUCCUCUGCAGUUUGUUGUUUACAGUUCCUGUUUUUCUAAUGUCGAUGGUGUUUAUGUAUAUCCCCGGUGUGAAUCACGGACUGGAUGUGAAAAUUGUGAAUAAUCUCAGCAUUGGCCAGGUUCUGAGGUGGAUUUUAACCACGCCGGUCCAAUUCAUCAUUGGCCGGCGAUUUUACACCGGGGCUUAUAAAGCAUUGAGACGUGGCUCGUCAAAUAUGGACGUCUUGAUUGCACUCGGAACAAACGUGGCUUAUUUUUACUCGGUCUAUUCGGUUCUAAGAGCUGCUUUCUCACCGAAUUUUGAGUCUAAUGAUUUUUUCGAGACGAGCUCGAUGCUCAUCUCGUUUAUAUUGUUAGGUAAAUAUUUGGAGGUUCUGGCUAAGGGGAAAACAUCCGAGGCCAUGGAGAAACUAAUGGACUUGUCCCCUCAAGAAGCCACGCUAUUGACAUUUGAUAGAGAUGGGAAUUUGUUGAACGAGCAAGAAAUCGAGAGUCGGUUGAUUCAAAAGAACGAUGUGUUGAGAGUUGUGCCUGGGGCAAAGAUACCGUGCGAUGGGCUUGUUGUGUGGGGGCAGAGUCACGUGAAUGAAAGCAUGAUCACGGGGGAAUCCAAGCCGGUGGUAAAACGAAAGGGCGAUUUAGUCAUUGGAGGGACUUUGAAUGCGAACGGGGUGCUGCAUGUUAAGGCAACUAAGGUGGGGCCGGAGAGUGCCCUGUCGCAAAUUUUCCGGCUGGUCGAGUCGGCUCAGAUGGCGAAAGCCCCUGUUCAGAAAUUUGCUGAUCUUGUUUCGAAAUUCUUUGUUCCUCUGGUGAUAAUUAUAUCGAUUUCGACUUGGUUUGCAUGGUUUUGUGCGGGGAAAUUGAAUCAGUACCCGAAAUCUUUGAUCCCGUCUUUUAUGAAUGGGUUCGAGCUAGCGCUUCAGUUUGGGAUAUCGGUUAUGGUGAUAGCUUGCCCGUGUGCACUUGGUCUAGCUACACCAACAGCUGUUAUGGUAGCCACAGGUGUGGGUGCUUCUCAGGGUGUGCUGAUCAAAGGCGGCCGCGCAUUAGAAACCACUCACAAGGUGAACUGCAUAGUUUUCGACAAGACGGGAACUCUCACCGUUGGGGAGCCAGUGGUGGUCAGCUGUAGACUCUUGAAAGAUAUGAGUCUUGAAGAUUUUAUAUCUCUAGCUGCUUCUGCUGAGGUGAACAGCGAGCAUCCACUAGCCAAGGCGAUCGUCGAGUAUGCUAAAACGUGCUGUCUCGCCAAACAGAGCUCUGUUUGGCCCGAGGCCCGUGAUUUCCAGUCCAUAACUGGCCACGGUGUGAAGGCACUCGUUAGAAACAAACAAGUCCUCGUGGGGAAUAAGAGUCUAAUGUCGAAUCACAAUGUUACUAUUCCAGUGCAUGCUGAAGAAAUACUGGCAGAAGCCGAAACGUCUGCUCAAACUGGAAUCCUCGUGUCGAUCGAUAAGGAGCUGCACGGGAUACUUUCCGUGUCCGAUCCACUGAAGCCGGGAGCAAGAGAAGUAAUUUCCAUUCUUAAGUCGAUGAAAGUCGAAAGCAUGAUAGCGACGGGUGACAACGAAGGGACUGCAAAUGCAAUUGCCAAAGAGGUCGGCAUACGUACUGUGAUCGCAGAAGCUAAACCCGAACGCAAAGCAGACAAAGUGAAAGAACUACAGGCUGCCGGAAAAACGGUGGCCAUGGUGGGGGACGGCAUAAACGACUCGCCGGCGCUGGCGGCGGCAGACGUGGGUAUAGCGAUUGGGGCAGGCACAGACAUUGCAAUCGAGGCCGCUGAUGUUGUCCUAAUGAGGAGCAACCUCGAGGAUGUGGUGACAGCCAUUGACCUCUCGAGGAAAACAUUUUCUCGAAUUCGACUCAAUUAUGUCUGGGCCCUUGGGUACAAUGUCCUGGCUAUCCCGUUGGCCGCGGGGGCUAUUUUCCGGUGGACGGGUUUCCGGCUGCCGCCGUGGGUGGCCGGUGGGGCAAUGGCGGCGUCUUCGGUCAGCGUGGUUUGCAGCUCUCUUUUGCUGAAGAAUUACAGGAGGCCUAAGGUGCUAGAUACUCUGCAGGUGGGUGGGAAAUUAUAA
Molecule: messenger RNA, 2907 nt
Organism: Striga hermonthica
Lineage: Eukaryota; Viridiplantae; Streptophyta; Magnoliopsida; Lamiales; Orobanchaceae
Source: the annotation of a GenBank genome assembly